Drosophila takahashii is the source of this 1793-nucleotide messenger RNA. RefSeq lists its product as uncharacterized. NCBI's taxonomy places the organism in Eukaryota, Metazoa, Arthropoda, Insecta, Diptera, Drosophilidae. The record is from RefSeq and is a predicted model, not a curated record.
AGAAAUAAAGAAUUUUACAAAAAUGAACUGGGCGAUAAUUCCAGCAAGAUGUUGUGCUGAUGAAAACAAUGUCAAUGCGGAUUUGGAGCCACAGCACAGUCGCACUUUCACUAAUGGCAAUGGUAAUCCUGGCGAGCGUUGGACAAUCAACCGGUCGAUCCGGGGGCCAAUCAGAUUCAAAUGUUCCCUGGUCUAGGCGGCACUACAGCAGCGAAAGAAGGGACGAGAAGGAUUGGCGGGAUAUGCCACCAGCGGAGCCACGAUUCCUCUCCGAUCCGGAGGUACUCUUCCAACGGUUGGACGACAUGGAGCAGAAGGGCAUUAAGUCAGUGAGUCCUGAUAAAGGAUCAUCUCUUAGCAAGGCAAAGUCGGAAAACUUCCUAGUUGGUUCCAAGAAUAUUAACGACCAGUUGUUCAAACAAGAGCUAUCCAAAUUUCCCACGAUUGACCAGGAGUUGGGCCAGGAUUAUGGUCUUGCAAAGAAGGUGGAGGAUCCCUUCGAGUCACUGGCCCGAAUGAAUUUUAAUGAACAGCCCCUGGAGCAUAAAACUGAUAGGGAAUUGAAGAGAAUGUUGGGUUACUACCGGCGAAAGGAUCGGGAUGAACAGCCCGCUGUGGCCACGGCCAAUCUGUUGGCCAAGGUCAUUAGCUCCAAGGUGGAUCAACCGAGGGUGUCGUUAAAAGGUCAGGGUCAGACCUGUCGGGCCACCACACCACGUCCGUUGUCCACGAUGAGAAGCACCACCACGACGACAACCCGGCGGACAUCCACUAGCACCACCAACCGUAGUCCCUCCACUUUCUGCCUGCCCGAACCUGAACCCUCUGCCGAUCGGCUUAUCAAGCUCCUGCCUUCAACUCCACCACCAGCUCCUCCUCCACCUCCACGUCCUCCUCCAGCCACUCGAAAGCCUUGCGGAAAUCGGGUAAAGCCCAGUAAGUGCCGAAUGAAAUCCAAGUCCAAAAAACAUGGAGGCACCAAGAAGCUGCUAGACAUAAUUUUGUCUACCAAGCAGCAUGCACUUUCGGUGCUCAAGUGCCUCAACCACCUGGAAAUGGAGCUGCUCAGCAGGUCGGCAGAGGACGAGGGUUCGGAUAAGCUAAGGGCUAAGGUACAACCGGGUCCAAAAAAGACCUCUGAACGAUUGGAGAAACCCCCGAAGACCAAUUCUCGGGUAUUCUCCUUCGGAAUACGACCGGCGAGCCAAAAGGAAAGCAUGUACGAUUUGGCUUUGGCCAAGGAGGAGGAACUGAAGCUGGAGGAUCGGGUGUGGGAGGAGCACCAGCAGCAGAUGAAGCUGAGGAGGCCCAUAAAACCGAAGCGUUUCGAGGCUGCUCCGGAGGCGGCUGCUCGACUGGAACUCUUACAGGAACCUCGAAAGCCCCACGAGUCCUUGGAUCCCUUGGAUUCCGUGGAACCAAAGACUCCCGCCGACGACAGACGCAUUAAUCUGGAAGCUUUGAGCGUGGUCGUGAAACCCAUGUCCCCUCCGGUUCCCAGGAAGGAUUCAUCCAAUCCUUCAGCCCACUGGAAUCAAUCUCUUUUACCCCGGGCCGAAAUGAAAGCCAUUCGAGUGGAGGGCCCCAUUGAUGACGAACUGCAGCCAAGUAAAAUGUUGCAAAAGCGAAGGAGGAAAAAGAAAAAACACAAGCUAUAUGCCCAGGAACAGCAGACGGAAGCCAAUAGACUUCCCAUUGCCGGCGUUUUCUAUUAGGGCCCUUAUAUAAACAUAAGCGGUGUUUUAUUUGAAAUAUUUUCUAAAAAUAAAAAUAUAUUUUUGACAAAACCAAAA